AUGUCUUCCUCCUCAUCAAGCCACGAGGACGAGCGACGUGCUGAAGAAUUUUCCAAUCUUGUACAACAAUUUAACCAAAUUGUUCAAGAUAUUGGUGAUCCAGAAGAGCAACCUCGUCGUCGGCGACGAAGCGCGCAGAAGAAGGCUUUCAUUCGUCGGGACCGUGAAGCCGGCGCUGUAUGUUUGCACGCGGAUAACUUUGAUGAAAAUCCGAUCUACCCCGACAACAUCUUCCGCCGUCGUUUUCGGAUGCGUCAUGCGUUGUUUUUGCGCAUCGUUAAUGCCGUCGCCUCCGAUUCAUACUUCCAACAACGCACGGAUGCACUUGGGAGGCCCGGCUUCGCGCCAUUGCAAAAAUACACUGUCGCUGUUCGUAUGCUAGCUAACGGUGGGGCAACGGACCAAUACGACGAGUAUCUCCGGAUUGCAGAGCCCACAGCGUUGGACUGCUUGCGCAGAUUCAGUCGAGCCAUUAUUCAACUCUUCGGCGCGGAGUACUUGAGGAGGCCGACUUCCGCUGACUGCCAACGGCUUCUAGCAAUGCACGAAGCGAAGCACGGCUUCCCGGGAAUGCUAGGGAGCCUUGAUUGCAUGCAUUGGGCGUGGAAGAAUUGUCCAACGGCAUGGCAAGGCGCAUACACUCGCGGCGAUCAGGGGGAACCGACCAUCAUCCUCGAAGCCGUCGCCUCGCAAGAUCUAUGGAUCUGGCAUGCUUUUUUUGGGACUCCUGGUUCGAACAACGACAUCAACGUGCUCAACAACUCGACGUUGUUCAACGAUCGACUGCAAGGAAUGGGGGUGCCGGUCACAUAUCAAGUCAAUGAUGCCUACUAUACAAGUGGGUACUACUUGACUGACGGCAUCUAUCCCAAUUGGCCUGUAUUCGUGAAGAGUCCUACACAUCCGACGGAUCCGAAGGGGAAGAGGUUCAAAGUGAUGCAGGAAGCGGCUCGCAAGGAUAUUGAACGAGCCUUCGACGUCCUUCAAGCUCGUUGGGCAAUCGUCAAAGACCCUGCGCGUCUUUGGAGCAAGGAGGCGAUGAGCGACAUCAUGUUCACGUGCAUCAUUUUGCACAACAUGAUCAUCGAAGACGAAGGCGAGCAAGCAACACAGUGGGAAGAAGACGCCGACGAAGCUUCGAGUAGCGCCGCAUCUCAACCUCGUACCGGUGCUCCGUCGGAUUUUCGUGCAUUUGUUGCACGACAAGCAUCCAUGCGAGACGCGGAGAUGCAUGCUCACCUCACUUUGGACUUGAAGGAGCACAUUUGGUCUCUGGGCCCUCCUAAUCACCGGACGAAAAGAAGUGUCAUCGGCAAUAACAUAGAGGUAGCUGCAUUUUCAGGAGAAAGGGGCGAGGCAUAG
Messenger RNA from Salvia miltiorrhiza (redroot sage), 1362 nucleotides. RefSeq names its product protein ALP1-like. The record is from RefSeq and is a predicted model, not a curated record. Bases 1 to 1362 code for a protein of 453 amino acids. NCBI's taxonomy places the organism in Eukaryota, Viridiplantae, Streptophyta, Magnoliopsida, Lamiales, Lamiaceae. The transcript has 2 exons.